GCCCAGAACAGUAGGGAACAUGCUGGGCUGGAGGGUGGGCAGGGGUGUGGUGCUGCCUCUUCUUCCUGUCCCUCCCCUAUUGUCAGGAUCCCUUUGUGAUGAGAGGGCACAGCCCUGUGUGACACAGGCCAGGGCCCUCUCUGACUGCUGAAGCAAACUGUCAGGACUCAUUUGUCCAAACAGAACAGUGUGAUUUAGAGGAUGGAGAAGCCUCUUUCCUCUGACAUAUGGCUGAACCCCAGCUUCACCACCUGGACAAUGGAUAUGAUCCUGGCCUUUGUGUGUGGACUGGGGCUCUUUCUCCUCUUACUGCCCUGCCUCCAGGGUAAUCCAUCCUUCCCACCACCAAGGAGAAAGGGAAAACUCAGGAAGCACCUGGAGGUGAAGAAGGAACAGACCAAGAACAGGAAGAAGAGUGGCAUUCUGAAAGGUGAUAGUGAUUGCUGGAAAGUGGAGGAGACUGAAGACCUGCUCUCACUUCUACAAAGGGAAGCUCCAUGUUGACAGCAGCUUUCACCAGCUCUUAAAAGGAGACGACCCAGAUGAGAUGUGCAAACAGAGUCAGCUGGAGUCCACCAGUCACGUACACUGCCUGGGGAGGAUGCUUUGGCCACUGCCUUCCUCCCUUUGGCCUCCCUGACUCCUUUGAGCAAGCGUCCUCUGCUCCUGGCCUCUACUCCCUCACCGGACCUAAUGACUUCCUCAGAUACUGUUGAGUCUCACUCAUCCGUGAGUGCCUCUCAGUCUCCAGAGUCUGUGACUCCUCUAGAACGACGUUCACCUCAGCCACGUGGACUUUCCUCUCCCCCAUCUCAUCCUCCUGAUCCCAUGGCCCACCCUCCAUCUCUGCCAGGCCCCAGCCUGACUCCUCCUCAGUGUGACUCAUGACACUCACUGGGAACCAAUCCAUAGAGCUCCUCUCCACCCAACAACUAUUGGUUGCCUUCUCCUGUUCCACCGCCAUCUAUUCUUCCACUGUCAUCUCCUGUCCCACUGCCAUCUUUGGUCCCAUUGCCUUCUUCUUAGGCUAUAUUUUCUCCACCUAUCCAAGCUCAUCCCUCACCUGGUGUUAGAUGGCUGCCAGAGUCUGGGCCUUUCUAACUCCUCCCACAGUGAAUCCAAGAGAGAUCAUGCUUCCCACCCACCAGGACUCAUUCUGUGCAAAUCACCUACUCUUGCAGUAGAGGCUGAAGGGACCUCUUUCAUCAACUCUGAUGUUCAGAAGCUGCAGGGGAUACUAGUCAGCAAGCGAGCAGAACUGAAAAUUUGUAACUUGAGAUCAAAAGAGGAAUCAGAUGACCCCCUUCAUUCUCUGGGGAGCACUGUAAAGUCAAUGGGCAAUGAGCGGGACACUACCACCCACAGGCAUUCUGGAACACAAAAGAGAAGCCACAGUAGCUUUCCGUUCCUCAGCAGCUUUUUACCCCAAGGUCUUUGAAAACCACUUACAGCAGAAAUGCUGUCAGCUUUUUUGAGGGCCUUAUAAACAGCAAUGCUCUGGUGCCUACUAUAGGGACCCCACUAGGCAUUCCUCCAUCUUAUUCAAUAGACUCUCUAAUUGCAUCCCAGUACAAGUUCACUCUUAGGUACCUACUUGACACUUUCCCCCAGCCCUUGCUCUAUCAUGUUGUCAAACCUCAAACAUUUGACUCCAACCUUAUCCUGGCCUCGGGCCCCACCACUGGCUCAGAUUCAGAACAAGGGCCAUCUCACAUUGUCUCUCCAAAUCCCAUCAGCCAUUCACCUCAAAAUAGUUCCUGUUGCAUUUCGGGCCCUAUAACCCUACAACCCAAGAAGGAAUACAAUGUCCUGUUCUAGAACAUCACCUUUUGAAGAAGCAACUAAAAAGGCCGAGGGCUUUACCCUAUGUGAGCAAAACAUCUCAGGAAAUCUUUUUUUUUCCCCUUGGGAGUGGGGGAGUAACCAGGGCUUGAACCCGGGCACUUGACACCCACGCCACAUCCCCAGCCCUAUUUUGCAUUUUAUUUAGAGAUAGGGUCUCACUGAGUUGCUUAGCACCUUGCCAUUGCUGAGGCUGGCUUUCAGCUUUCAAUUCUCCUGUCUCCGCCUCUUGAGAUUCUGGGAUUAUAGGUGUGUGCCACUGCACCUGGCAGAAAAUCCUUAGCUAACCGACAUCCAGCACAUGGCCUCCCUGAAACCAAGUCCACUGUCAGACUCCCGAGCUGUUUUACCAGCCAUAAGCACCAGAAGAAACUGGAGUAACACCUUUGAGAAGAGGUUCACCCAGCCCUGGUGUGGAGUGUUCCACAAGAUCCAGCUAUCUCCAGACCAGAUGGAACCCACAGUGAAAUUGCCAAGCAGAUAUGGCAAAGGACAAUUAUGGAUCUUUCUAGAGCUCCACAGUCCAGAUGAUAGCAGCCAGAAGGGCAGGAGACCCAAAAAGAGUCCAGGUAUGAAAGUACUCAGGCAAUGAUUUGGGACAUAGUCUGAGCAUCAUCCUAAAAAAGCUUCCCAAUAAAGGUUCUAGAAGUCAUCUCUGAGACAAAGUCAGGAAGGGACUUAAUGAGACCCUCAAGAAGUGACUCAGGAAAUGAUUCACCAAAAGACCCAGACAAGAAGCACAUAGACACCUUGCAGGUAUCAAAAAGAAGGAAGAUUGAGCAGAUUGGUGAGGGCAGGAUCCCUGUGGGCAGUUGUCACUCCAGGCUUGCCAUGUAUCAUGUCUCUUCCUGCCUGAAAACCCACACACUCACAAGGAACCCGUGGAGGGACCAUCCUUGACAGGUGGGGAGACCUGCAGGAACACCUCACGGAGCCCUCCCUCCUGGACGCCGCACUCCUCAGGUGCUGGCAGCACACAUUAGUCUCUGUGUGAGGCACAGGGGCUGCCCUUCAAGGUCCUCAAGCACAGAAAUCUCCCCAAGUUGAGAAAGUCUCCAGCCUCAGCCCUUCCUUUGUUGGCCCCUCCCUCGCCAGCCUUCUGUGGUUCCAGGGCAGAUUCCUCUGUCCACGGUGCCAAGGUCCUGGGAGAACCCACUCAGAAAGGUCUCACCCUGCAGAACCCUCUCCCUGGCCCCUCACUUGAGGGUCUGAGCAGGACUCCAUCUGGUGACAACUGUGGGCCCUCAGAGGUCCUCCAACUGGACAUGGGGGCAACCUGCCCUCUCAGUGCCCCCCUUAGGUUCUUGUGGGCACAACUUGGCAGAGCAAUACCAUCCUGGGGUCUGUGAGGGGCAGCCUGGAGCCAAGUCCAAGCCCAGAACAGGGCAGACAGGAGCCACUGGAGAGAGGGGUGUGGAGAGUCCCCAACUUCAAAGGCCCAAGACAUCGGGGAGAGAGAGAAGGCUCGGGAGGAGCCCUCUGAAGAGGAGUCACCAUGGGAACCAGCAAGAUGUCCAGCUCUCAAGCUGCUCAUGGGAAUCUGGGGAGUUCUGGGACCUCCCCUCCUCGUCUUGAAGUUCCACUUCCCAGGACCCAGAAGACUCCUGCCUGGGAACAGAGGCUGCGCGAGAACCAGCCUCAGAUCUUCAAGACGGUGCCACCGUGUGUUCCUUUGGGACUGUUCUCUUGACGUCUGGCUUCCCAGAAACUCCGUCCACCUUCCUCAACAUAUCCAGCAGCAGUGUCAGCUUCCCAGGGGACACGCCUUCUCCUAAUCAGCAAAAGGAGCAGCCAGGACCUGCAGGAGCCCAAGAUCCCAAACUUGCAGGACCCAUGGAAGGACAAGAGGAACAUGGUUGGUCCCACUGACAAGAGAGAGGGCCGCGUGGGCCCAGGUCAGGAACACAGGAAGGACGGUGUUCAGGAGGGAAGCCCUUCCAUGCUGGUGGGUGUGCCUCCUGCCCAGGUCAAGGAAAUAGGAGACACUGUGGGGACAUGUCCUCUGAGCCUCCCUCCAGAGAAAGGACAGGCUCCUUCAGUGAUGCACUUCAGGAACAGGAUAAGGAACUGUCUAAAGACCAUACUCCCCAAUGAAGGUAAAGGGAAGGCACAUUUUGUGAAAAAAAAACCCCAUCAGCCAUUUCCCAGUGCUGAUGUCAGCAACAAGCACAAAGUUUACAGACAGGGGGCAGCUGAUGCCAGAUACUCAUAACCAUUGUUGCAUGGAUCCUAGAGGAGAAAAUGGGCCUUCAGCAUGCACUUUCUACCUCAAAGGAUAAUUUGCACAAGAAAAACUCCAGAACCUAGCUGAUGGAUACUCCCAUAAGGGCAAUCCACCCAGAGCAAAGAGGACUGAUGUGUAAUUUGGCCUGUGGUCAUCAAGCUGGCCUGAGGACCACAGCCUUCGGACCAAGAAGAGAUGAAUCAGAGACAAGGAGAGCAACCAGGCCCUGCUGCCCAGCUGUCUGCACCACUCACCAGCCCCUGCCAGCACAGGCCUAGGGCAGCAGGUGUCCUGGGCCGCCAUGUCCACAGUCACGGGCACCGCUGUCCUCAGAGAAGUCUGUAGUCUGUGAAUAACAUCAUGUCUCUCACUU
Messenger RNA from Ictidomys tridecemlineatus (thirteen-lined ground squirrel), 4439 nucleotides. The record is from RefSeq and is a predicted model, not a curated record. Lineage: Eukaryota; Metazoa; Chordata; Mammalia; Rodentia; Sciuridae.